Molecule: messenger RNA, 987 nt
Organism: Naumovozyma castellii
Lineage: Eukaryota; Fungi; Ascomycota; Saccharomycetes; Saccharomycetales; Saccharomycetaceae
Gene: BET4
Product: Rab geranylgeranyltransferase BET4
Exons: 2
Coding region: 1-987 (328 amino acids)
Source: RefSeq, a predicted model, not a curated record
AUGCACGGUGUGAAAAGAAGACAAUGGUCAAGGGAGUUGUUAAAACAAAAGAGAAUUGAGGAUGAAAAGAAAAUCAAACAAUACAGAUCUUUAGUGGACACUGUUUUGAACCUCAAGGAAACUCAAAUCUACACAAAGGAUUCAUUAAAAUUGUCGAAAGAAGUUUUACAAUGGAAUCCAGAAUUUAAUACUGUUUGGAAUUUUAGAAGAGAUAUCAUCGAAAAUGUAAAAGGUCAAUUGGAUGUCACAUUUUGGGAAGACGAAUUAAACUUUACCAUGGCUGAAUUAAAGAAGUUUCCAAAAGUGUAUUGGAUUUGGAAUCAUAGAGUUUGGGUUCUAAAGAAUCAUAUCGACUCCUCUCUAAAGAUUUGGCAGAGGGAGUUAAUAAUCGUUAACAAAUUAUUGGAUAUGGAUGCUCGAAAUUUUCAUGGAUGGCAUUAUAGAAGAAGGAUUAUUAAGGUUAUCGAAGACAGAACUGGUAAAAGCAACGAUCAUGAAGAAUUAGAAUUAACCACUCAAAAAAUCAAUAAAAAUAUCUCGAAUUUCUCUGCAUGGCACCAAAGAGUUCAACUAAUCACAAGAAUGAAUGAUACUGACGAGUUUGAAAAUAGAAAAGAAUUUAUUACAAAUGAGAUAGAUUAUAUUACAAACGCAAUGUUUACAGAUGCGGAAGAUCAGUCUGUUUGGUUUUACAUGGAAUGGUUUCUCGAAUAUGAAAUGGUAUCAAAAGUCUUGAAUCAUAAUGAAUAUACAACCAUCCUGAAUAAGUUUCAAUCAAACAUCUUAAUAAUAAAUGAAGACGAUAAGGAAUUUUCUGGAAAGGAAAAUCCAUGGUGUCUGAAAAUGUUAAUUAUUAUAGAAAAACUACAAACAAACCUUGGUAUCGAGAUUAAGGAUGGUAAAUCAAAAGAGUGGAUUGCCAAAUUAAUUGAAGCCGAUCCUUUGAGGAAAAAUAGAUAUUUAUAUUUGCUACAUGAAGAGAAAUAA